AUGCAGGUGUACGCGUCGAUGAUCCUCGGAAGGUUCGCGGGCAGGUUCGGCCGAGCCGUGGCGCUGGCGGACUCUUUCGUGGGCGUGGCGCCGCCGAACAUGCAGGCGGGGCUCAUAGAGAGUUACAACAUGUGCCAGACGCCCAUGGUGCGGGAGAGCGCAACAUUCAGCGCGAUGUGCGCGUCGGGGGACCUCACCAUCCAAGAGAUGUUCUACGACACCAUGAAGGCGUGGCCCAAUGUGACAUUCGCCAACAUCAACAGCAAGACAGACCUGAUACAGAUCCUGUUCUACGACCUGUGGACGGACUUUGAGGCGCCCCAUUAUGCAAACAUCGAAGGCAUCCGCUACUUCGUCAGAGUCAAUGACUACCUCGACAGGUACAACGAGUCGCCGAACUACAUCUCCUACCUGCUCAACGGAGGCCACCAUGUGUUCUUGGAGGACAACGUCCUUUACACCGCCGACCCGCAGGGCGAAAUGGGCAGAGGCUUGGUGGCAAAGCCCCUGCUUGUCGACUGGAUUUCUGGCCUGGUCGGAGAGGCAACAUACGCCUCCGCAAGUUCAGUAUGCAACGGCAUUAGGUACGAUCGAACCUUCUGGUCAAAGUAUUUGGCAGGGGUGCUGUACUGCGCCGCUGAGCAGACCCCCAAGUUUGCAUCGCUUUCGUGA
Messenger RNA from Prorocentrum cordatum, 672 nucleotides. NCBI's taxonomy places the organism in Eukaryota, Dinophyceae, Prorocentrales, Prorocentraceae. The record is from the annotation of a GenBank genome assembly.